Molecule: messenger RNA, 2297 nt
Organism: Varroa destructor (honeybee mite)
Lineage: Eukaryota; Metazoa; Arthropoda; Arachnida; Mesostigmata; Varroidae
Product: T-cell activation inhibitor, mitochondrial-like
Biological process (GO): translational initiation
Cellular component (GO): mitochondrion
Source: RefSeq, a predicted model, not a curated record
UCAAAGCAUAUUUUCAACACGUUGAAGCGUCUGCUACCAAUGAGCGAGCCCAUAUAGAGGCGAAUCGUGAAACUGUAAACAUUCGAAUUUGAAGAACAAAGGAAAUUAAAUGUUGUACAGAAAACAAGACGGCGCCAGUUGAUUCGGGGAUGUUCGCAAGGAGGGUGUCCCUUGUUAUCUGUGUGUGCGCGGAUCCUAAUGAUAAUUGUCUAUUUCGCAGGUGUAUUCGUUUAUCUUUCAACACAGCUGACCUGCGACAAUCUUUAAAGAAUCUUUUUUCGUCUGCCGAAAUGUUUUCUGCUUCUGGAUGUUCUCUAAUUGGAGCCAUUCGUUAUUUGCACGGAUCCUCUCGCCGGCUCAUGAAGUGGGCCGAGGUGUCCGCUGUACUACGACCAUUCUAUCUGAAGGUUCAUCCCGAUAUGUUCAUGAAAUUUCCUGAUCAACAGAGAACCAAUGAGGAUUCCCUUAAGGAAUUAAAUUCAUAUCUUGAAUCACUAACAAAACAUGAGGUUCCCACAAAAAGGCGGCUAGAAUUUUUUAUGAAGAAGAACGGAUCCGACGAACUAAGCAAACUGAAGAUCAAUCUCCAAGGCAAAGCGCUUUUAGAGACGUUAAGAUACGUUUUAAAGACAGCAGGACUUCCCACUGAUAACGUGUCCGCAACAAAAAUGAAAGUCAUCAUGGAAGAUGAAUUUGGAUACAAGGAGGAAGACAGUUUGCAUUGGACGAUGCACCCUGAUGAUCUUGCGAGUUUUCGGGGUCCCUCAAGGGAUCAAGGCCUAAUGAGUUUUCUUGACGAAAAUGUUGAAGUCGCUAUGGAAAGAACUCGUACAGCCGCUCCUAUUAUUGACGAGAUAUUACGCGUUGAAUCAAUAAUCACGUCGAAGCUGGGCGUGAUAUCUGUGGCAUGGGAAUGUGGCUGGGGUGUUGCUCAUUAUCGCGCCGGUCUUCUCGCACUUUUAAAGCUUUGCGAGCAACAUCCCGAUGUUGCAACAGUCCUUCGGGGCAGAAAAGUUUCUUUCGGCCAGUGGACAGGGGUUUCGCUUGAAGGCCAUAUUGUUUUGUCGGCUGGUGAGGUGAGAGAGAGUUGGUUGAACUUUUUGAAGCGCCUAGACGAACAGCUCAAGUUUGUCGAAUGGGUACCUCACGCGGAGAAACAGCUGUCUUUAGUUCUUCGAGGGAUUCAGGUGUCACAUGAACGCCUUAGCCAUCGAACGGUGGCCUCCAUGUAUCUUGUACAAGUUAACAAGUUAACGAGAUGCUUACAGAGGUGGCUCUGGUUGAAUAGCUAUCCCCCAACCCUGCCAGAAGACCUGGCAGCCUUCACCCUCGUCGUAGAAGGCGACGCCGGACCACUCAUGGUAUCGCCGCAAGGAGAGCUCAUCGCCCCAUCUUCGUGUCCGGCCCAGCUAUUUGUUGACUUCCUCGAACAAAACCUUGCCAGGACAGAACAAAUUAUGCUACGACACUCAAUGAGUAUUCUUGAAGAGGAGGAGCUUCGCGGACAGCUUAUCUGGAAACUUGGUCUGCGCGAGCUAAGCAAAGAUGACACAAUUUCGUCACAUAGAAUGGCAGAUUUCUAUGCUUCGUGCACAACGUGUGGCAUUAAAACGGGGAUACCAAUUAAAAUGCAGCGUCUAAUACAAAGUAUCCGUUAUGCAGCGGCCAUAAACCUUCCCCAUGCUGUCCAAAUAUAUCCGGUGCCGGCAAGUAACUUCGCAAGAAUUCUUUCUUCAGAGGCCGCCAAACAGAAAAAAACAGAGUUCAUUCGCUUGAUUGACGAACAUGGCAAAGGACUGGGAAAAAUGUUGAAACCUGACGCUGAGUCUCUCGCAGCGAAAAAACAUAUGAGCCUGAUACGUGUCGAGGACCAACAGAUAUCUCAAAAGACGCCUCUUUACCAGCUUGUCCUUCCCAAGGCGGCCACCACAAAACUACCAAAACAGAGCCAGAGCAAAAAAAAUGAGCCUCCAGUGAAAGUGAUCCAAAUGAGUGUAAAGAUUGGAGAGCACGAUAUGCGCACAAAAACGAAACAGGUAUCGAAUUGGGUAGCACACGGAGCCGAGGUUCGAGUGGCUAUUAUUGGAUCACCCGAAACAAAGGAUGAACUUCUAGAAGCUGUUUUCGCUAACGUAGAAAAACAUCUUGAAGGCACGCCAAUGCGAAUUCUCCAAAAACGGAUUGUAGCAGGCACAAUGAAAUUCAGUAUAUUGGCCCCGAAGAAAAUACCUGAUAGUACCCACAAACAAAAGCGUGACAGUCAAAUUACUCCACAGGAUUGACAGCAUUGCAACCAG